CCCCCUUAGAGAAAACAACUAAAGAACUCCCUCCACUUCCUCCUCCAUUUCGGCCUUCCCAUUCCCCCUUUUAAAACAGCCCCUUUUCUCUUACUCCUUAGCCAAAAUCAAAGCCUAAAACACCCUACCUCACUGCCCCAUUCGCCCCUCAUUUCCUUCCCCCUUAAAACACCCUUUUUUCCAUUCCAUUUCAUUCACAAACUCCCCCUCAAUUCCCCCUUUGUUCCUCAACCCAUUCGGCCAGCCCUCUUCCCUCUUGUCACCUUGAGUUGGUGCCUAACAUGAUCCUCUUCGUCCUCGUCACCGUACUCUUGCCCAAGAAACGCGCCUUGGUACGGUGGGGGGACGUAGUUAACGCGUUGGAAGUAUGUGUUCAUGGCGUACCCUUGGCGUUGAACAGCCUCGUCGAGCCGUUCAAGGUACCCGCCCAUCCCAUCGACCUUGAGGUUCAGGUGGUUGACGGAGUCGGCGAUGGAGGCAAGGUUGGCCCGGGCUUGGGGUUCGGUUGGGCCAGUGGCAGUGCGGCGUUGUCUGACCGAUUCUUGAAGUGCCGAAUGCAUGAUUGCAUGGAGGAGUUUGAGGUCCUCGCCGGACAUAAUCAUGUGCCUGUGCUUCCUUGGUUUGAGGAUGCGGGACACGAUGUAGAGAAGGAGGCGGCUCUCGGGGGUCCUGGAGUGGAUGGUGGGGCGACCCGUGGCGUGGCGGAUGAGGGUGGUGAUGUCGAGUUCGUUGAGGACCAACCCCUCGUUGUUGAUCACCCAAUCUUCUCCGUCAUCGUUGGAGAUGUCAUCACCUUAGUAGGGGAGGCUAGCGAUGCGCCCAAGCGGCUCGACGUUGAGCUCGAUCAGUGUGCUCUUGACAAGGCUGUAGAGCACGUCGUCCUCACACCGGAGUUCUGCGUCAAGCGUAUCAUAGCCAAGCAUCUCCAGGAGUCGCACCGGGAGGAUUCGCGGGGGAGCCACAACCCGCUUGGAGAAGAAAGUGAGGAAGCGGGUGCGUUCUUCCUCAGAAUUGAACCAAAGGUACGACCCGUCUCCGUAGUAAAGGCGUUCGUCGGAGGUCGUUGUAGGAUCCCGGGAUUUGGCCUUGGAUUUCCCGGAGGUUUCAGCCCUGCUCUUGUCCUUGCCCAUUUUGAUGAAGAAUAAACAAAGAAAAUUUGUAGAGAUGAUGAAAUAUGCAAGGGAAUGGAAGGAUUUUGUGUUUAAAGAUGAAAAACUGAUGAAUGGGAGACCAAAUAUAUAGAAAAUAAUGUCACAUCUCAUCAAAAGUUCUUCAAACUCCCGAGUAUAGUCCUCAACUGAGCGGGGACCUUGCCUUAGGUGUUGAAGUUUGGAAAAGUUGUCCCGUACAUAUUGUUCGGGUAGGAACUUCUUCUUCAACAAGCUCCUCAUCUUGAGCCAAGUCUUCACAGGGGCCUUAUUCUCUCGCCUUCUUUUGGUGGAUAGGUUGGACCACCAAGUGGAAGCAUACUUCCGAAACUUCAAUGCCACGAUCUUGACCUUUUUUUCUUCGGGCACAUCUUUGAAAUCAANUUUGUGGAGGUUU
This is a messenger RNA of Cuscuta campestris, 1545 nucleotides long. Lineage: Eukaryota; Viridiplantae; Streptophyta; Magnoliopsida; Solanales; Convolvulaceae. The record is from the annotation of a GenBank genome assembly.